Molecule: messenger RNA, 3039 nt
Organism: Arxiozyma heterogenica
Lineage: Eukaryota; Fungi; Ascomycota; Saccharomycetes; Saccharomycetales; Saccharomycetaceae
Gene: MET10
Product: sulfite reductase subunit alpha
Exons: 1
Coding region: 1-3039 (1012 amino acids)
Cellular component (GO): cytosol
Molecular function (GO): FMN binding; sulfite reductase (NADPH) activity; flavin adenine dinucleotide binding
Source: RefSeq, a predicted model, not a curated record
AUGAUGGCUGCUCCAAUUAACCUUAUUAAUAAGGUUUUGUCUCAAAGUGUCGAUAAUAUCUUUGCUUAUAAGUCUUUCAACCAAGACGAUAUUUUCUAUUCAAACAUUAAAAGUUUUAUUAAUGAAGAAAAGAGUCAACAAUACUUUAGUGAAUUAGAUAUAAGAUCUGGUGCUGGUUUGAUUCCUUCUGCUUUCAUCUCUGGUUCUUUAUCUACUAUCAUUACCCCAAGUUACUCUCUACCCUACUUCUUUAAUACUUUGAAUACUAUCGCUACUAAAUAUAACAAUAACAAUAACAAUAUCUCUCAAAAGUUUCAUUUUAAUGUCCCUGCGUUAAAUUACACUAAUAACAAGAUUGUUAAUGACUAUUCUAUCGCCCUAUCCUUUGCCCAAUCCUUAAAUCAAAUUGUAAUCACUCCAAUCAAUUCACAAGAAAUCCUUCAAACUACUUUACUCUCCUUGGCUCUACAUAAAUAUGUCAAGUCUCAAAGUGUCUUACAUCUUUUCGAUUCAAUUAACUAUGUUCAAACCAUCUUAAACGACACCACAAGUAUCGUUGACUCAUCAGUUGAUUCAUUUAGUGAAAUAGACCAUUUCUUAUCUAAACACUUGACCCCAAAUCAAUCUUCUAUCGACCAAGUCAUUGCUAGAUUUAAUGAAUUCACUGGUACACAUCUACAUAACUUCCACUACUCUUCAAACUCUACAGACUCCACAGAGGAAAUAGUCUUUUUGACUUAUGGUUCUGUGGAAUCCGAGCUGUUUAAUAAGUCGUUGAACUAUUUUAAGGAUUCAGAUUAUGGUGUAUUGAAUGUCAGAAUCCCAAUCCCCUUCAAUCAAGAACAAUUCAUCGCUAAUCUACCAUCAUCUGUCAAAAAAAUUAUCAUUGUCACUCCAAAUAUUCCUGCUACUACUACUGCUACUACCACCACUACCGCCAUAUGUAACGAGGAUAGUAUUAAUCUUGGAACUAACUUCCUUUUACAACAAAUUAACGCUACCUUGUUUUAUCACGGCAAGCUAGGACAAAUAACUGUGUCUCAAUUCAAUUAUGAUACAGAUUUCAUUUGGUCUCAAACAGCUGCCAAUAAAGUUAUCUCAUCCUUUAUUACAUAUAACCCAAUUUUGACUUCUCAAAAAAAUUUCAUCUAUUGGGGGGAUGAUACCAGUUUGCAAUUGAUCAAAGAUUUAACUUUAGUGUUACCUGAUAUCGUCUCCCAACGUAACAAAUUUGACAAUUUGACUAAUGGUGGUAUCAUCCAAUCUCAAUUCCAAUUUAAUCAAGAUAUUGCCGUCGGUGAUAACAUAGAUCUAAAUGAGGGUCAGUUAGCCUUUGUCCAAGAUCCUUCUAUCAUUAAUAAAAUUAAUGUCGUGGCCACUUUGCAAGAAGGUUCUAUCUUGGUUAUUAACCAGGACUUCAAGGAUCACGAUCUAUCAAAGAUUGACACUUUUAUUAAAGAUUUUCAAUUCCCUGUUGAUUUUGUCCAUGAUGUUAGAGCCAAAAAUAUUAAACUAUAUUUUAUCUAUGGUAUAAAUGACGAUAAGGAAAUCUUACAAAGUUUGAUCAAAUCUUUACACCAAGGUCAAACAGCUUUUGAACAUGACAAAGUUGUUGCAAUCGAUUGUUUACCUGAAAUCCAAUUACCGAAUGAUAAUGAUGACAAUAAAAUGGAAGUCGAAGAAGAAGAAAAAGAAAAAGAAUCUAUCAUUUUGCCUGUAUUUCCAAGCGAAUCUGCCUUUAAACCAUCUACAAUCAAAACCAAAAUAUUGGAAGCGACCAAACCAACCAGUGAAACAGUGGAAGAUUUGGCAAAGAAGUUAUCUUUCAAAGAAGCUUAUGGUAUUAAACAAGAGUUGAGACCUGACUUACCAACUAAAAAUUACGUUAUUAAAGUUAAAUCCAAUCAACGUGUUACGCCUGUCGAUUAUGACAGAUACAUUUUUAACAUAGAAUUCGAUAUUACUAGUACAGGUUUGAAAUAUGAUAUUGGGGAGGCUUUAGGUAUUCAUGCUAAAAAUAACGAAAAGGAGGUGGAUCAAUUUAUCAAAGAUUUCAACUUGAAUCCUAAUGAAAUCAUAUUAGUUCCAAAUAAGGAUGAUAACAAAAUUUUGGAGUCAAGAACUCUAUUCCAAUCUUUAGUAGAAAAUCUCGAUUUAUUCGGUAAACCACCAAAAAGAUUCUAUGAAGCUUUAAUUCAGUUUGUUACUGACAAAGAGGAGAAGGAACAAUUAGAAAAAUUGAUCUCUUCAGAGGGCGCCUUAGAAUUAAAACGUUAUCAAGAAGUUGAAUAUUUCACCUAUGUCGAUAUCUUCAAAUUAUACAAAUCUGCUAAAUGGACUUCCACUGACUUAGUUCAACUAAUUGCUCCAUUAAAGAGAAGAGAAUAUUCUAUAGCCUCAUCUCAGAAGGUUCAUCCAAACGAAAUCCACUUACUGAUUGUGGUUGUAGAUUGGGUUGACAAACAAGGAAGAAAGAGAUUUGGUCAAGCUUCCAAAUAUAUUUCUGAAUUAAGACCAGGCCAAGAAUUAGUAGUUUCUGUUAAACCAUCAGUAAUGAAAUUACCUCCAAGACCAGAACAACCUGUUAUUAUGAGUGGGUUAGGUACAGGAUUAGCCCCAUUUAAAGCUAUUGUUGAAGAAAAGAUGUGGCAGAUGCAACAAGGUAUGAAAAUUGGUAAGGUCUUCCUAUUCUUAGGUUCUCGUCACAGACGUGAAGAAUACUUAUUCGGUGAAUUAUGGGAAGCUUAUAAAGAUGCCGGUAUUAUCACACAUAUUGGUGCUGCAUUCUCUAGAGAUCAACCACAAAAGAUCUACAUUCAAGAUCGUAUUAGAGAAUGUUUAGGUGAAUUAAAAAAGGCCUUUAUUGAUGAAGAAGGUUCCUUUUACUUAUGUGGUCCAACUUGGCCAGUCCCUGAUAUUACCAAAGCUCUCCAAGACAUUCUAGCCGCUGAUGCUGAAGAAAAGAACAUAAAGAUAGAUUUGAACAACGCUAUUGAAGAAUUGAAAGAGUCUUCUAGAUAUAUUUUAGAAGUUUACUAG